Tetrahymena thermophila SB210 is the source of this 1746-nucleotide messenger RNA. Its product is annotated as alpha/beta superfamily hydrolase. The record is from RefSeq and is a predicted model, not a curated record. Gene Ontology annotation, molecular function: palmitoyl-(protein) hydrolase activity. The transcript has 3 exons. NCBI's taxonomy places the organism in Eukaryota, Ciliophora, Oligohymenophorea, Hymenostomatida, Tetrahymenidae. Gene Ontology annotation, cellular component: membrane.
AUGGAUUUGAAUUUUAUUGUUUUUCCUGCUCCUAAGUGUUCUUACUCAGAAGAUAUAAUCAACGGUUAACUGAUAUUUAUACCAAAAUAUGAAGAUAAAGAGAAUAUUCUGCAAAGAGGGUUAUCAUAAAAUAAUCCUUCAACUAGCUCUGAUAGUUAAAGCCCUGAAAAAGAAUAAGAAUUUUCAGCUACUAGAAAUAAAAACUUUGGAUCUCAUACGAAACCAAUUAAUUAUAAAAAAAAAUUAUCUAAGUAAGCAAAUUAUUAUUCCAACAAUCAAUCUUUCAACUUUGAAGAUGCUUUUUACAACGAAGAAUCUUCUCAUAGGAUUUUUUACUCAACUUCUUCACAGCGAUAGUCUAAAUAUAAUUCAAAUCAAGCAACAAAUACAAAUUUAGAGAACUACCCAUAAAAUUUAGCUUAAGCCUAAAGCAAUAAUAUCCUGAUUUAAAAAGUGGAUAAUGUAAAGAAAGAUAAGGACUAUAUAUAAAUCAUGUAAAAAACAGCAGUACUAGCUAAUGAAAAAAAGAAUACAUAAAUAUACGAAGAUAGUAAUAAAAGUUGUCAUGAAUUGAAUUCUUGUGAUUUAGAAUUAAAGGAGGAAGAUGAUGAGGAUUUUAUGUAGAAAGAUUGUAAUGAAUUUGAUGAAAUGUACUCUAAUAUCCAGUGCAAUAUCAAACCAGAUUCAAUCACUUAAUACAGUUUUUCAAAAAAUCAAUAACAGUAGAAUUUACAAAUGAAUGAAAAAUAAAUUGAUUCUGGAUCAUCUAAAAAUUCAAUUCUUCAAUAAAAAAAUGAUGCCAACAAUUAAUGUCAUCCAAAAUAAAAUCAAAAUUAAAAUUUUAAAAAAGCUUAAACUAUGUUUUCAAAAACAACUUGUAAUAGUCCUACAACUAAUUCAUAGAAACAGUAAACAUGUAAAUAUCUCCCUUGCUUGUAUUUGAAUUCGGGUAACCACUCACCUAAUUAUCUUCUAUACUUUCAUGGAAACGGCGAGGACAUUAAUCUUUCUUAUGAUCUUCUUUCCCACAUGAAGAAUAAUUUGGAGAUAAAUGUUAUUGCAAUGGAGUAUCCUGGAUACGGUAUUUAUGAGGAGUAUGAUACUUCUGCCGAUAAAUCUGAACUAAUCCUCAAAGAUGCUGAGUAUCUCUAUGACUAUUUGACAAAUGUUUUGCAUAUAGAUGAAAAGAAAAUUAUAGUGUUUGGAAGAUCUAUUGGGUCAGGGCCUGCUACUCAUGUUGCGGCACAUAGAAAUCCUGGAGCUUUAGUGCUAAUGAGUGCAUUUACUAGCCUCAGAUAAGUUGCUUCAGAUUUAGUGGGCAAAUUUUUAUCUCUUGCACUUAAAGAUCGCUUUAAUAAUCUAGAAAAUAUAAAAAAUGUUACCUGUCCCACUUUCUUAGUCCAUGGGCUUAUAGAUAAACUCAUUUCAUACAAUCAUUCUCUAAAUCUUUUUUAAAAUUGUGGUGGAAUUUGUUAAAUUAGCAUCCCAAAAGAAAUGACUCAUGUUGAAUUUGAUUUCUAUGAAGAUUUUUCUAAACCAUUAAUCGAGUUUCUUUUAAAAAAUAAAUUUAAUCUAUUUAAUUACUCUCCUAGAUAUAAUUUUAGUAUUCCUCGCUUUUUGUUUACUAAUCCUAAAAGUUAAAAUAAGAUUAUAGAUCAUCAAAAUGACCCUUAAAGCUCUCGUUCUUUGAAUCAAUUUGAACCUUAAAAAAUAUAUAGCUAAAAACUGAGAUCAAGUUUUCAGUGA